UACAGUUGGGGCCAGUGAGCCUUUUGUUUUUUGGAAUCAUCUCCAUUCACUGUAUGAAUGUUCUGGUACGCUGCAGCCACUUUUUAUGUCAAAGGUACAAAAGGACAAAUUUAGGCUACAGCGAAACAGUCGGGCUGUCAUUGGAAGUGGGGCCAGCCAAGUUCCUCCAGCAGUAUGCCUCCAUGGGGAAGAAUGCAGUCGACUUUGCCCUGGUGGCCACGCAGCUGGGGUUUUGCAGUGUUUACUUCGUCUUCCUAGCAGAAAACGUGAAACAAGUGUUCGAAGCUCAUAUUGAAGGUCCCUCUGAGCAUCCAGAGUCAGAAGAAAGGUGGAAUCUGGACCUAAGAUUGUACAUGAUAUGUUUCCUGCCAUUCAUCAUUCCAUUGGUUUUUAUACGAAACCUGAAGAACUUAUCCAUCUGCUCUUUUUUAGCCAAUCUAUCUAUGGCUGUCAGCCUUGUCAUCAUUUAUCAGUAUGUUCUCAGG
Messenger RNA from Staurois parvus, 485 nucleotides. The record is from the annotation of a GenBank genome assembly. NCBI's taxonomy places the organism in Eukaryota, Metazoa, Chordata, Amphibia, Anura, Ranidae.